This is a messenger RNA of Colletotrichum spaethianum, 1812 nucleotides long. RefSeq names its product MFS transporter OpS2. Gene Ontology annotation, molecular function: polyamine transmembrane transporter activity. NCBI's taxonomy places the organism in Eukaryota, Fungi, Ascomycota, Sordariomycetes, Glomerellales, Glomerellaceae. Gene Ontology annotation, biological process: transmembrane transport; intracellular polyamine homeostasis. The coding region runs from base 1 to 1812 and encodes 603 amino acids. The record is from RefSeq and is a predicted model, not a curated record. The transcript has 3 exons.
AUGGCCGCCACAUCACGCGACCCGGAAAAGGAUUCGUUUCCGCCAGAGGACAGUCGUAGUCGCAGCGAUGAGCAGAGUCAAUCGAGCGACAGCGACGAGGACGAAAUCACCGAGAUUGGCCGGGAUGGGGACAGGGCCCGUCCGUCCCCGGGCACCGAGCCGGACGGCGGGGAUCCAUCAGCCGCAGCGAGAACGCGGUCUCGGGCCUCCUCCACCCGCUCCCGCGCCCUCUCCAUCGUUGCCAGAUCCAAGAGACGUGGGCUUUUUGCGCAGUUGGCCGCCAUCCCGGAAGUGGAUAAUCCAUAUAAUUAUACCAACAAGACGAAAUGGACAAUCACGUUGAUCAUCGCUCUUGCCGCCGCCGUUUCUCCUAUGGGAUCAUCCAUCUUUUACCCCGCUCUGACGGAGAUGGCCAAGGAAUUCGGUGUCUCAACUACCAUUACGAACUUGUCUGUAGCGUUCUACAUGCUGGCGAUGGCAAUCUUCCCGUUGUGGUGGUCGUCCUUUUCAGAGACCUUGGGUCGCCGGUCCAUCUACCUGUUGUCGUUUACCCUCUUCGUUGUGUUCUCUAUCCUCAGCGCCGUGAGUGUGAAUAUCAGCAUGCUCAUCGUAAUGCGCCUCCUCGCCGGCGGUGCAAGCGCAAGUGUCCAGGCUGUCGGAGCCGGUACUAUCGCAGACAUCUGGGAGCCACGCGAAAGAGGCCGUGCCAUGAGUAUCUUUUAUCUUGGUCCGCUGACUGGGCCCCUGCUGGCUCCCAUCAUUGGCGGAGCAUUAUCACAGCGCUUCGGCUGGCAGUCAACAAUGUGGGCGCUGGCCAUCUACGGCGGCCUAGUCCUCGUCAUGAUCCUCUUCUGCCUUCCCGAGACCCUGGCGCGCCCUAAGCCGCCGGCCCCGGCGCGCGCCGCAUCCGAAGGCGAGAAGAUUGCACUAUCCCGGACGAAGACGGCCGAGUCGGUCAAGGUGCACUCCAAGAAGGCAGCGGCGCUGCUCAAGAAGUCCUUCGUCGACCCUCUUUCAGUGUUGCUCUACCUCCGCUUCCCGCCCGUCGCCAUCACCGUCUUCUUCGCCGCCAUCACCUUCGGUGCCCUCUUCGUAGUCAACAUCUCAGUGCAGGCUACACUCUCGCAGGCGCCGUACGGCUUCAGCGAGCUCAUUGUCGGCUUGUUCUACUUCCCUGCGGGGCUGGGAUACUUCAUGGCCUCGCUGCUCGGCGGCCGCUGGCUUGACGUCAUCAUGGCGAGGGAGGCCAAGAAGGCUGGUCGCUACGACGCCAACGGCAAGUUGAUCUUGCUUCCGGAGGACAGGAUGCGCGAAAAUAUCUGGAUCGCUGCGACGGUGUACCCUGCAUCGCUGAUUUACUACGGCUGGGUGGUUGAGAAGGGCCUUUUCUGGUUCGUGCCGUGUAUCGGUCUUUUCACGUUUGGAGCCAGCUCCAUGCUCGUCUUGUACGUUUCCCCGUCCCCCGAUUUCUCUUUGGCAGUCGUCUACGGCAGGCUUCUGCCGGCUCUGCUUUCUUAUCAUCACUCGGGCUCGGCUAACAUCGCUUCCUGCAGUGGCGCCGCCACCACCAUGCUAACGGAAUUCCUGCCGAAGCGGAGCUCGGGCGGCGUGGCGGUCAACAACUUUGUGAGAAACAUCUUCAGUUGUAUUGGUGCGAUUGCUGCACAACCCGUUAUCAACGCCAUUGGGAACGGGUGGCUGUUUACGAUUCUGGGCAUUUUCACGUGGAUUUCGGGGUACAUCUGCGUCUGGACCUUGAGGAGAAACGCUCCCAAGUGGAGGAAGAGCAUGGAUAAGGCCUUGAGUAGUUAA